AUGGGAACCGCCCUCUUCCAGGAUACGAACGUCCAGCUUGCCAAGUCAUUCUGGUACAUUAUCGCCGGCGUCGUUGGGUUCUUGGGCAUCAUUCGCGGUCUCAACUACCUCGAAGGCCGCAGACGACUAAAACGAUGCCACUCAGAAUCAGUCCAAUUCCCAACACGACCGACAAACCACAUAACACAAAUAUGGGCAACCGCAACAGCCCUCGCGCGCGAAGCAGGCCAUCCGCAGCUCUACAUCCCCAUCAAGGGCCUGCGCUGGGCCACGCCGCCGCCCCUCGGCCGCGUCCUCGUCCUGCUGGCCUACUGGGCCGUCAUCAUCUACAUGAUGGCCGCCGACGCCGUCGUCAAGGACGCGUACUUCUGGGAGCGCAUCGGGUUCCGCAACGCGUGGGUCACCAUCAUGCAGAUGCCGCUCGUCUAUCUGCUGUCGAUGAAGGUCAGCGUCGUCGGGUUCGUCACGGGCACGUCGCACGAGCGGCUGAACUGGCUGCACCGCUGGGUCGCGCGGACGAUGUUUGUUACGGCGACGGUGCAUGGGUUCCAUUUCUGGACGGAGUGGGUGAGGGCGGAUUUUGUCGAGACGCAGCUGAAGAUCAUGCCGUAUAUCAAGCAUGGUAUGGGUGCGUGGGGGUUGUUGGUGUGGGCUUUCGUGAGCGGGAUGAAGCCGGUUCGGGGCAUGGCGUACGAGGUGUUCGUGGUGCAGCAUGUGCUCUCGGCGGUGAUCUUCAUCUGGCUGGUGUAUGUCCACAUCCCGGUGUACGCGAGGCAGUAUCUGUGGUUUACCGUGGCGCUCAUCUGCUUCGAUCGGCUGGCGAGGUGGGCGCUGCUCGCGUGGCAGAACACGAGGCCAAGGUUAGGCAAGUCGUCGUCUUCGUCGUGUAAGGGGAUGAAGAGGCUAGGCCACGAGGUGCAGGUCCGCGCCGUGGGCUCCUCGACGACGGUACUCACGAUCAAGGAUGUGCACUUCUCGUGGAAGGCCGGCCAGCACCUAUACCUCUGGCUGCCCCGCGUCGGGCCGUUCGAGGCGCACCCGUACACCAUCGCCUGCGCGCACCAGCUGCCGAAGACGUGCAUCUGCAACAGCAUCCAGCUCGUCGUCCGCUCGCACGGGGGCUUCUCGCGGCGGCUGCACAAGUUCGCGGAGCGCAUGGCCGGGUCUGGGAGGAGGAAGGACACGCUGACGGGCUUCGUGCUGGGGCCGUUCGGGGCGCCGCCGCGGUGGGACAUUUACGAGACGAUGGUGCUGAUCUCGGCGUCCACGGGGGCGUCGUUCACGCUGCCGAUCCUGGAGAGCAUCGUGCACAGUCGACGGAGGAUCUGCACGACGCGCGUGGACUUUAUAUUGAUGGCGCGCCAGGGCGAGGAGAUUGAGUUCUACACGCAGAGGCUGCGGGAGGCGAUGGAUCGGGCGCAGGAGGUUGGGAUUGAGCUGCAGGUGCAUGUUGCCAUUACGAGGUCUGGAAAGGCGAGGGAGGGGGAGAUGACGACGGUGUUGUACUCGGAUCGAGACACGAGCUCGGGGUCGUCGGCGCAGCAUCGGCGGAUCGCGUCGGACGGGUCGGAGGAUGGCGGGGGGUAUCAGGAGAAGGGGGUGAUGGACGUCGAGAAGGGGGGUGCUGGGGCUCCGUUGACGCCGAGGCGGAGCGGGUCGUCGACGGGCAUGGUGAAGGAGUAUUACAGCCGGCCGGAUCUGAAGGAGCUGAUUCGGGAUCCUGUCGAGGCGGCGGGCGGGGAGACCUCUGUGGUGAGGUAA
Colletotrichum siamense is the source of this 1761-nucleotide messenger RNA. It is a transcript of the gene FRE7-3, whose product is annotated as Ferric/cupric reductase transmembrane component 7. Gene Ontology annotation, biological process: iron ion transport; copper ion import; intracellular iron ion homeostasis. The transcript is spliced from 3 exons. Gene Ontology annotation, cellular component: plasma membrane. Gene Ontology annotation, molecular function: ferric-chelate reductase activity. The record is from RefSeq and is a predicted model, not a curated record. NCBI's taxonomy places the organism in Eukaryota, Fungi, Ascomycota, Sordariomycetes, Glomerellales, Glomerellaceae. Bases 1 to 1761 code for a protein of 586 amino acids.